Messenger RNA from Nanorana parkeri, 2104 nucleotides. It is a transcript of the gene LEO1, whose product is annotated as LEO1 homolog, Paf1/RNA polymerase II complex component. The transcript is spliced from 14 exons. The coding region runs from base 34 to 2058 and encodes 674 amino acids. Gene Ontology annotation, cellular component: nucleus; Cdc73/Paf1 complex. NCBI's taxonomy places the organism in Eukaryota, Metazoa, Chordata, Amphibia, Anura, Dicroglossidae. Gene Ontology annotation, molecular function: RNA polymerase II C-terminal domain phosphoserine binding. The record is from RefSeq and is a predicted model, not a curated record. Gene Ontology annotation, biological process: positive regulation of transcription elongation by RNA polymerase II; transcription elongation by RNA polymerase II.
ACUUCGCUCGCUUUGCGGCUGUGAGGCCCAGUCAUGGACGUGUUGGAAGGGCUGUUCGGGAGCGAUGCCGAGUCUGAUAACGAGCAGAAAAGGGACGACUCCGAUUCUGGGUCCGGCUCUGACUCGGAACCAAGGAAUGUUGCCUCGGUUAGUAACCCUUCUGGAAGUGACAGUGAGCGGGAUGAUGAUGAUGGGCAUUCCGCAGUGAAGCCCAGCAAUAAAGAAUUGUUUGGCGAUGACAGCGAGGACGAAGCCGGCUCCCCGCACAGCGGUAGUUACAUUCGUUCAGAAAGAUCAGAUAAUCAAUCUGAAGGUAAUGUUCAUUCCGAUCAAGAGAACGAUCAGUCAGAUGCUGAACAUCAUAGCGGCUCUGAAAAUGAUCGUGAUGAAGACAAUGAUGAAGAUGGAGGGCACAAAUCCGAUCACAGUAGCCGUCACUCAGAUGCAGAAGGCUCAGAAAAAGAAGCUCAUUCUGAGGAUGAAAAGUGGGCCAGGGAGGAUAAAAGUGACCAAUCUGACGAUGAGGAAAAAAUGCAAAACUCGGAUGAUGAGGUCCGACAGCAGUCAGACGAUGAAGAUCACAGGCAGCAUUCAGACGAUGAAGAUCACAGGCAGCAUUCAGACGAUGAAGAUCACAGGCAGCAUUCAGACGAUGAAGAUCACAGGCAGCGGUCAGACGAUGAAGAUCACAGGCAGCGGUCAGACGAUGAAGAUCACAGGCAGCGGUCAGACGAUGAAGAUCACAGGCAGCGAUCAGAUGACGAGCAGCAGCAUUCUGAUGAUGAAGAUCGGGAGCACAGACAGUCAGACGAUGAACAGCGCCAACAUUCAGAUGAUGAAGAAAAUGAGCGACAUCGCUCAGAGUCUGGAAAAGGAAGUGAUAGUGAAGAGGAGAUUGGUCGACAGAGGCAUAAAAAGGCAAUAGCGUCCGACUCUGAUGAGGAUAGCGACGCAGAAAACGGUAAAGAUAUAUAUAAAAAACAUUCUGCUGAUCUUUUUGGUGAUGCGGAUGACAUUUCUUCAAGCAGUGAUGGAGAAAAGCCUCCCACACCUGGACAGCCCAUGGAUGAGGAUGGACUAGAUCAUGACCGGCCAGAGGAAGAUCCUGUUCCUGAAACCAGAAUAGAAGUAGAGAUCCCCAAAGUGAACACAGAUCUCGGGAAUGACUUGUAUUUUGUCAAGCUUCCCAACUUUCUCAGUGUUGAGCCCAGACCCUUUGACCCACAAUAUUAUGAAGAUGAAUUUGAAGAUGAAGAGAUGUUAGAUGAAGAAGGUAGAACUAGGCUGAAAUUAAAGGUUGAAAACACAAUCCGAUGGAGAACACGACGGGAUGAAGAAGGGAUUGAUGUCAGGGAGAGUAAUGCCCGGAUUGUUAAAUGGUCUGAUGGCAGCAUGUCCUUACAUUUGGGAAAUGAAGUUUUUGAUGUAUACAAAGCUCCACUGCAAGGGGACCACAACCAUCUGUUUAUCAGACAAGGAACAGGUUUGCAAGGUCAGGCUGUAUUCAAGACCAAGCUUACAUUCAGGCCUCAUUCAACAGACAGCGCCACUCACAGGAAGAUGACGCUGUCUUUGGCAGACAGGUGCUCUAAGACUCAGAAGAUCAGGAUACUUCCAAUGGCAGGACGUGACCCUGAGUCUCAAAGAAAUGAAAUGAUUAAGAAAGAAGAAGAAAGAUUGAGAGCCUCAAUCCGCAGAGAGUCUCAACAGCGCAGAACCAAGGAAAAGCAGCACCAGCGUGGGCUGAGUGCCAACUAUCUGGAGCCUGAUCGCUAUGAUGAUGAGGAGGAAGGGGACGAGUCUAUAAGCUUGGCAGCCAUUAAGAAUAGAUAUAAGGGAGGAAGAGAGGAGCGAGCUCGCAUCUAUUCAUCAGACAGUGAUGAAGGCUCAGAUGAUGAUAAAGCUCAGAGGUUACUCAAGGCAAAGAAACUCGACAGUGAUGAGGAGGAAGGUGAACCAUCAGUCAAAAGAAAAGCAGAAGAUGAAGAGAAGCCAAAUAAAAAGCAGAAGAAAUAUGUAAUUAGUGAUGAAGAGGAGGAAGAGGAGGAGGAGUCGUGAUAUCUGUAUAUACUUUUUUUUUUUUUAAUCUGUACACUGAACAAUC